AUGGUCAUUGACUUCAGGAGGAAGAGGAUGUCUCCAAUGCUGCUGUGCAUUCUGGGAGAGGAUGUGGCUGUGGUGGAGGACUACAACUGGACAGACAGCGGAGCUCCUUCUCCAACAGACUGCUCCAACUCCGCUGUCACAAGGACAGGAAAUAUUGAAAUAAAGAAGAAGUGCACACCCAUAACUCCCUCUCCCCUCUCUCUCUCUCUCUCUCUCUCUCUCUCUCUCCAGGGCUCCAGUGUUCCUAAACCUCCCCCUGUGGCACCAAAGGAUGAGAGAUCAGACAUCAUAAAACCAGUUGCCCUCACCCAUCCCCCUACACCACCCAUUCCCUACGCGCACUCCUCCAGCCCCUCAGCUGCCCACUACAACAAGGCCCCCAGACCCUUUGGGGGCUGCGGAACAGAGAGUGAAUACCCUCCUUCACAAUCCCCUUAUGCACCCUUCAUCCCAUCCCCAUCCUCUGCCUUCACUCCUGCCUCCUCCUACACCAUCCCCCCUCCUCCACCUCCUGUCUCUUACCCAUCCUCUUCCUCCUCCUCCCCCCCUGGCCUUGUUGCGCCCCAGCCAUCAGUGUAUAACACACCAAUCAACCUCUACUCCACUGAGAACGCAUGUGAGGUGGCCAUGGGGCAGAGGCGGGGCCUGUUGGAGAGUCAGGGUGGAGCCUUGCCUUUGGAGUUUAAUGGUGGACCUCAAAGUAUUUUAAAAAAACCCCAGCCACCAAGAGUUCCCAGGAAACAUAUCGUUGACACCGACAUCCAUUUCUAUCAUGUGCCCACUCAUGCUGAUGCCAGCAGGAAGCGCAUAACGGAAGACACGGAGGAUUGGCGCCCACGCUCCGGCACCACCCAGUCCAGGUCUUUCAGGAUUCUGGCUCAGAUCACCGGAACCGAGCGCGCUCAAGACGAGGAAGCUGAUGCAGCCAAGACAAAUGAGGAGGGAGAGGAGCCAGAACUCAACAGCCAUGAGUCAGCAGUUGUCAAAACCAUGACCAAAGGACCGUCUGCAAUCCAGGGUCGAGUCCCAAAGGCCGGUUUAAUCACCCCAUCUUUUGGUAUAAAGGGUAAUGGAAGUGCCAGUGUCCCCAGGGUUCCUGUCCCAGCCCGGCCUUUACCUCAGCCCCAUCCUGAAGAUGAGGACACCCUGGUCCAGAGGGCAGAACACAUCCCUGCUGGUUUUCGUACGCCCAUGUGUGCCCACUGUAACAUGGUCAUCAGAGGGCCAUUUUUGGUAGCAAUGGGAAAGUCAUGGCAUAAGGAGGAAUUUAACUGUACCCACUGCCGUAAAUCCCUGGCAGAUAUAGGCUUUGUGGAAGAACAGGGAUCUGUCUACUGUGAACAUUGCUAUGAAGACUUCCUCGCUCCCACAUGCAGCCGCUGCCAGGAUAAGAUACUGGGGGAGGUGAUAAAUGCUCUCAAACAGACGUGGCAUGUCCACUGCUUUUUGUGCGCUUCCUGUCAGCAGCCAAUCAGAAACAACACCUUCCACCUGGAGGAAGGAGAGCCAUACUGUGAACAAGACUUUUACAGUAUGUUCGGGACCAGCUGCCAUGGCUGUGAAUUCCCCGUUGAGGCUGGAGACAAGUUCCUUGAGGCCCUUGGUUACACCUGGCAUGAUAACUGCUUCGUCUGCGCUGUGUGCUGCACUACUCUGGAAGGCCAGACCUUUUUCUCCAAGAAGGACAAACCUCUUUGCAAGAAACAUGCUCACACACUGAAGAUAUAAAUAUUGGACUUUCCUCACACUAUUUCUAGCUAUACAUUCCCCCUUGCUUAAUGGGGUGGGAAGGCCUUUUAAAAGUUCAUGGGACAAUAAACUGAAGCAAUACUUACAUAGUGACUUAGCUGCCAGAAACAGGAAAACACUACCUUGUAUGCAAAAGUGAACUUACUCUUGUCCAGGGACACAGACCCAUUUUAAGACAAAAACUACCAGAGUUUCCUAUCCAUUUUCUAAUACAAUCCGCAGAAAAACUGCCAGUAAAGAAGCUUUGUUUUUAUCACCUUUCAUCAAACAUUUUUUAUAUUAAUUUUUAUCUGGAUUUUCUUUCUCACACAUAAAAAAGUAGAGCAGUUUUUCUGCUAUUAGUGCAGUGUCUGUUUUCAACCACCAGAAAUCCCCAAAGUCAUACAUUUAAUAAUACAAAUAAUGUAAGAAUGUUUUAAUAACAUCAUAUUUAGCAUUGUAUAUCAGUGUACAAAGAGGCUCAGGUAACUUGUAGAUUCACACUUGAAAUAGACACAACCAGAAAUGUGUGAAAAUAUACCAUAUAUUCAUAUCUUUACUAUGGGAACACAGAAGGAGCAGGAUUUUGGACAAUUAUUUCCUAACCAGGAGUUUAUUAUUGUUAGUGUGAAUGUUUGUGUAGCAGGAAUGAAAUGUAACAAUCUGAUCUGCAGCUAUUAAAACUAAAAACACACCGACCAUUCUUGUAUCACUGCUUUUAAUACAGGUGAACUGGAUGUCUGACGUGAUGCUAAAACCUCUUGUUUCCUUAAAUAAUAUAAUGUUUUUAUGUUGCCCUCCAAAACAAUAAAGGACAUAAAUGGCUCUACAUAUAGAUUGAUUAACAUAUAACAAACUAUAAAGCCUGCAUUAUGUAUAUCUAUGUAUUUGUCCUUAUUUUGAUACACUGACAUGUUUUGACUAUUGAAUAGUACUGAGUGCCAUAUCGUAUAAUUCACAAUAUUCACAUUUUUAGUUAUUGAACUCAUAUUAUAAUAUAAAAAAAAUAUUUUAACUAUUAUAAUAACUGCAUACAUUUCUGGUUGAUGCCUCUCUUGAUAUGCUUCAUAAAAGUUAAAAGCUCUUUCUGCAGGAAAAUAGGGUUAAACUAUGGCUUAAAUAAUUGUAUUGUUGUAAACGGUACUUUAUUCUGUUUUAUAGAGGUAAGAAAUGUGUUAUCUAAUGUGACUGUCCAAGCACCUCCCUCUUGGAGGUAUUUACUUUACCUUAGAGAGACAAAUAUACAAUUUUUUCAAACACCAGAAAAAAUGGCAGCAGAUAUCAACUUUAUUCAUUUCACCUGAUUAUCAUUAAAGAAAGCUUGGUUUUUACUGUAUGGGACAAAAGGGGUGAGUAAGUGUACAGCAGUAAUGGAGCGUAGUAAACAGUUAUCUGAGUUGUUUGAUAAAUUAUGCUUUUAAACCCCAA
Molecule: messenger RNA, 3156 nt
Organism: Eleginops maclovinus (Patagonian blennie)
Lineage: Eukaryota; Metazoa; Chordata; Actinopteri; Perciformes; Eleginopidae
Product: PDZ and LIM domain protein 5-like
Exons: 14
Coding region: 1-1728 (575 amino acids)
Biological process (GO): actin cytoskeleton organization; muscle structure development; heart development
Cellular component (GO): stress fiber; filamentous actin; adherens junction
Molecular function (GO): muscle alpha-actinin binding; actin binding
Source: RefSeq, a predicted model, not a curated record